AUGUCUAACCUACUAAAUAAAUUCGCUGAUAAACUACAAGGGAAGAACGAGGAGGAUCAGAGUGAGCAACAAUAUCAACAAGGUUCUCAACGCCAACAAGGUUCCCAACGCCAGCAAGGUUCUCAACGCACAGAGCAACCCCAAUACGGUCUGGGCCACCAAGGUAGCCAAAUGAGAGGUACAAACCAGAACGAGUACGACUAUGAUCCAAACGAUUUCUCCGGCGGCUCCGGCGGCCGCUCGGGACUAGGAAGCAACCAGGACACCUCCGGCGGUGGUGGACGUAACUUCCAAGGCUCGGAAAACUUGCAAGGACAGCAACUACACGGUGCUGGUGAUAGUAGUUUCAAGUCACAGAUGCCUCGUGACUACGAAGAAGGCGAAGGCGACUGGGGUCCAUCCUCUAUUGACCAAGGGGAUUCUAUGGCAUCGGGAAACACCUCCGGCAGGACAACUAGGAGCCAAGGUCAAUCCCAACGUGGGGGCAAUCAAGGACAUAACAGAUACCAAUUCGAUGAUCAACAGUGA
Tetrapisispora phaffii CBS 4417 is the source of this 528-nucleotide messenger RNA. RefSeq lists its product as uncharacterized. Lineage: Eukaryota; Fungi; Ascomycota; Saccharomycetes; Saccharomycetales; Saccharomycetaceae. The transcript has a single exon. The record is from RefSeq and is a predicted model, not a curated record. Bases 1 to 528 code for a protein of 175 amino acids.